This is a messenger RNA of Mesocestoides corti, 4371 nucleotides long. NCBI's taxonomy places the organism in Eukaryota, Metazoa, Platyhelminthes, Cestoda, Cyclophyllidea, Mesocestoididae. The record is from the annotation of a GenBank genome assembly.
AUGCCAAGCCUACGUUUUUCAAUUGACGGGCUGAUAAAUCCAACCGUCUCCGAAAACUCAACGCCGGAAACCGAGGAAGGAACCCCAAGUACCUUGGGGACUUCGGAGGAUGCCAGCGGAGUGGUCUGUCCUGACUGUGGAAAAGUCUUCACCGCCCAGUACAACCUCAACCGACAUAUGCCCACACAUACGGGAGCACGACCAUAUGUCUGCAAGGUGAGCUCCUCUUUGGAGAUUGAAUUUAGCGAGUACAAGUCCUUCCAUCAGGCCUACACUCUAACUUUCCACAUGCACACCCACCGAGAUGAGAAGCCCUUCACCUGUUCUUACUGUAACAAAGGCUUCUGCCGCAACUUCGAUCUUAGGAAACACAUCCGAAAGGUGCAUUUACGGGAGAGCGGUUGUCCUCAGUCGAAGUGCCAAAAUCUGACACCAGCACUCGAAACCCCGAAUGAACCACCGCCAGCUCCAGAAAUCGCUCCCAUUUCCCUUCAGUGUUGGCGUCUUUUUAUUUUCCUCGGUCACGUUGUUUUCAGUGGAAUGGGGAAGCUGCAAAAACUUGAUAACCGAAUACAGGUUAUGCUCCAAAGUGGAGUCAAGCUGAAUUAUCGCACUGUUCUCGUCAUUGUUGGGAAUAAGGGCCAGGAUCAAGUACCUAUUUUGCACCAAAUCCAGACAGCAAUAGUCAAAAAGGGCAUGUUAAAAAUUUUGUGGUGUUAUAAAAAGGAACUUUCAUUUAGCACUCACCGCAAGCGUAAUCUAAGACUUCUAAACAAGCGCCGGAAAUCUGGUAUCAUCAGUGAGGGAACGGUAUUUGAGCAGUUUAUUUGUUCGACCGAUAUUCGUUGGUGCUAUUAUCAUGAAACAAACAAAAUUCUCGGUCAAACAUUCCACAUGUGUGUUUUACAAGACUUUGAAGCUCUUACACCCAACACCCUCGCACGGACAAUCGAAACGGUUGCCGGGGGUGGCCUUGUUGUGUUUCUCCUUAAAUCGAUGGAUUCGCUCCAGCAGCUAUGCACCAUGGCUAUGGACGUUCAUGCACGAUACCGGACCGAAGCACACACAGAUGUUGUCUGCCGUUUUAACGAACGGUUCCUGCUUUCACUGGCACAAAAUCGUCGGUGUAUCGUUUUAGAUGAUCGCUGGAACAUAUUACCAAUCUCAAAAAAGGUUAUCAAUAGCCUUGACUGUUUGCCGGAUCGCGAGCAAUCCGAGUACAUAUCGAAAGAGCAAGCCGAGCUAGCCAAGUUAAAGCUUAUUCUCACGGAGGACGAAUCAUACUUUGCGGCUCUUGUGAAUCUCUGCAAAACCUUGGACCAAUCAAAGUCCCUCCUUCAGUUCUGUUCCGCUCUCAUCGAUGUAACGAAUCCUUUCGAGAAGUCAAAGGCCUCCAAAAAAUCAGAUUUUACCAACAAGCUUUCCCAAUUUGACCUCUCCACACAGGAUUUGAUUACGAGCCUGUCUGUAGGUGGCAGCAAGCGUAACCGACAAACCGUCUCCUCCGCCGUCGUUGUAAUUACCUCCGGCCGUGGUAGAGGAAAGUCUGCUGCCCUAGGUCUUGGCCUCGCAGCCGCGUUUGAUGCUGGUCUCCCAAAUAUGUGUGUUACCGCUCCAAGUCCUGAGAAUCUCUUAACACUUAUGCAGUUCGUUGUGCUCGGUUUGAGAGCUCUUAAGUACGAAGAACACGUGGACUAUGCUGUGUACCGUUCCGAUGACCCAGAGCAUAACAAGGCAAUUAUCAAAGUUGAAGUUACGCGGCGGUUGUAUCGUCAGAGUUUAGUGUACCUCCAACCGUGGGAAGCAGCAGCUGGUUCGGGUGGAGGUUGGCAACCUGAUCUAUUUUGCAUCGACGAAGCGGCUGCUAUUCCGUUGCCAAUGGUGCGCCAGAUGAUAACUGGACCGAAGUUAGUUUUCAUGGCGUCGACAAUCAACGGCUAUGAGGGAACGGGUAGAUCGCUCUCGGUGAAGCUGAUCCAUCAAUUGAGAAAUGAGUGCCAGCUUGCGGACGCCACAGCGACCACAACUCCUACAGAACAGUCAAAGGGACCGUCAGAAAUUGGAAAGGGCUUACAACUGAUGAACAAAUCCCGCCUUCUUUACGAGGUGUCUCUAAAAGAGGCUAUCCGCUAUGCCAACGGCGACCCCGUCGAGAGUUGGUUAAAUAAUCUACUCUGUCUCGACUGUGAAGAAAAACUUGCAUCCACAGCUGAUUCGAAAACUGGUGGCAUUGCUCCAGCUCCUGACCUGUGCCAGCUCUACUACGUCAACAGGGACACCCUUUUCGCCUACCAUGCCUCAACAGAGGUCUUUUUGCAGCGUUUAAUGGCCUUGUACGUCUCUUCGCACUACAAAAAUUCUCCUAACGAUCUGCAGUUACUUUCAGACGCCCCAGCGCACCAUAUUUUUUGCCUCCUUGCUCCCUAUGAUCCGAGUUCUGGUCGUGUACCAGAGAUCCUCUGUGUCAUCCAGGUCUGUCUAGAGGGUAAAAUCAACCGCGAUGUCGUUCUGCGUGGCUUGUCGCGGGGCCUGAAACCCUCCGGCGACCUCAUUCCGUGGUCUAUUAGUCAGCAGUUUUGCGAGCCCAACUUUGGCGAACUGUCGGGUGCGCGUGUCAUUCGGAUCGCCACACACCCAGACUACCAGUCGCUUGGGUAUGGAUCAAGGGCCCUCAAACUUCUGCACAAGUAUUACCUUGGCGAGAUUCCGCUAACGACCCCCGCCUGCGUAAAAUCGCCAGUCACCACAACAGUUACCUCGAAGCCGGAUUCCGAAAAUGAAGACAACGAGGAAGAAUCAGAAGACGAGGAGGAAAUUCCCGAUAACCUCUCAGACGAGGAAGUCAGUGCCUUGGCGCCUAACUCCAAACCCCCCGCCGACAACGACUCGACGUCGCGACUCCUCACCGAAGAGGUGGAGCGACGCCCGUCGGCCAGUCUGCCGCCUCUCCUGAGCAGGCUGAGUGAACGGGAACCGGAGAAGUUGAACUAUAUCGGAGUGUCGUUUGGUGCGACCCCCAAACUUCUCCGGUUUUGGAAGAAGGCCGGCUAUGUGCCCGUCUACCUGCGGCAGACUAUGAACGAUCUGACUGGUGAAUUCUCAUGCAUAAUGCUGUCUGAGUUGUGUCAUAACGAAGAUGCCGGAGUCAAUGCUGAUUGGUUGAAGAGGUUCUAUUUAGACUUUUGCAAGAGAUUCCUCAAGUUGUUGCCGGGACCUUUCCGCGCACUUGAUGCAGCCUAUUCCUUGGAAUUGCUUAACACAAAGACAACUCGUUUCUGGAUGGGAGAAGAGCUGACCGGUAAGGAAGUUCGCAAGCUUUUCUCAGAACUCGAAUUGGAACGUCUUCAUAGAUAUCUUCGCUCUCUCCUUGAUUUUCCAAUGGUGGCCGAUCAACUGCCAGAGCUGGCAUCCCUCUACUUCCUCCGUCGUCUCCCCUCUGUCAAACUGAAUAAAACUCAGCAGGCAAGCUUCCUGGAUGUUAACUUGUUGUUUUGCAUUGGAGCUCAAUUUUGCUUCACACAUGUUUUACAGGUUAUCCUCUGUGGUUUGGGAGUGCAGCGUAAAUCAGUGGACCAGUUGGCGGCCGAGCUAGAACGCCUAUUGGGCACCGAAGGAGGAAUGCGAGGAGCCAAGCAGCAGCAAACCGGGGGCGAUGAUGGCUCCUUCUGGAACAGCGGUCACCAAAAACCUCGUCACACGUCGAAGAAGCUGAAGGUGGAUGGCCAGGAAAGCGUUGACCAGCCAAGCACGGGCUGGGCAAGGCGAAUUCGUGGUUUGUUGUUCGUUAUCAUGCGGGAAUUGGUCAAGUCUUUGGACGACGCACUCAAGGCCUCUGGGGAAGAUUUCAAACCUCAGGUUGGUGGGAAUUAUAUAAAGUCACUUGUGUAUCGCGAUGAAACCACCCCAUCCCUUCUCGAUGCUUCUGCGCCCUCAGACGAGGAAAUGCGUGAACUCAAAGCAGAAGACGACGAUGACGGCAGUGAUGACGCAGAGCUAGGUGACGAGAUCGUUCCAACUGGUGUCCCCACGUCCACGGGUUCGACCCUUGACCCCGAAGAACAGGCGCGACGGGCGGCAUUGGUGAAGGAGCUGUUGAGGGAGGAGGGAGACUCGCAGCUCGCUCGGUAUCAGGUCAAGGGGUCGGAGAAAAGUUGGAAUGCCGCUGUCGCCGGUCACGGGUCCGAACUCUCAUCCCUGCACGUCAGGGUACCACCAGACGAAAGAAAAAACUCGGAAGGUGGUGGAAAGCGCAGACGCGAGGCCCUUGGCGACAAGAUCGAACGAAAGCGUCACCUUCGUUACACCCAGCCAGCGGAAAUUUCGACUGAAGGGAAGAAGCACAAAAAGCAUAAAUACGGUCAAAAUAAGUAG